Molecule: messenger RNA, 5246 nt
Organism: Esox lucius (northern pike)
Lineage: Eukaryota; Metazoa; Chordata; Actinopteri; Esociformes; Esocidae
Gene: fbxo30a
Product: F-box protein 30a
Exons: 3
Coding region: 314-2668 (784 amino acids)
Molecular function (GO): protein binding; zinc ion binding; ubiquitin protein ligase activity
Source: RefSeq, a predicted model, not a curated record
AUCAUCUUGCGCCACCUGUAGCUAUCAGCAGCAGCUAGGCUGUAGCCGCAGAUGAGCUCUAAUGAGAUAGGACGAGCUAGCUAACUGUGCAACACAACAAAACUGGACUGAAGGCUAAAGAGACGUGCAUUUUUGUAGCUUACCAACUACCGAAAACGUUACCGACUUUAUUGUAUGUGGCUAAUGAAAAAUCAGGUUAAAAGGACAAGAAUCGUAAAACAAUUUGCUGUUUUAUUUUUAACGGGGCAGAACCCAAGCCCCUUCCAGCAAGACAACCCCCACUGUUAAAAUCCAGAAAAUAAAUUAAACAAAGAUGGAGCUUCAUGCCCACUGUCUGAACUGUGUGAACCGGAGAUGUAUGAUUCGCCCAGAGACUGGUGUGUCCUGUGAUCUAAUCGGCUGUCCACUGGUCUGUGGAGCGGUUUUCCACUCCUGCAAAGCAGAGGAGCAUCAUUUACUAUGUCCGUUCGAAAGAGUGCCUUGCCUCAACACUGGAUUCGGGUGCCCUUUCACAAUCGCCCGGCACAAGAUGUCUGAACACCUUGAGACAUGCCCGGCUAGUGUCGUGUGUUGCACCAUGGAGUGGAACCGUUGGCCUGUGAGCUAUUCAGACAGGAAGUCCUAUGAGCACCUGAGCAAUGUCGAAGUGGUAGAGCAGCUGGACAUGGCUUUGGCUCUGCAAGAUCAGAGGAUGUUACUUGAGUCUCUUAGGGUCACCACCAACACAUCAAAGAACGGCUAUAAUAAACCAGCUGAGGAAACCAGUGCAAAGAAUGGGAAUGUUGUGUCAAGUGUACCAGAGACUGUGGUUACUGUUGGAACAAACAUAAUUGACCAGGCUGCUGCUUCAUCUAACGGAGUGGUUGAAAUGGGUGGUGAGGGUUCUGAUAUUGCGGUACACAAAAGAAACUUAGCAGCAACAUUGGAGGUUCUCCGAAGUGCAAAGGAUAUCACCCUGGCCGGUGACAAUCUCAAUGGGGACGAGACUCAGAGAAAUGGAGUUGUCCACGGCGGAGGGAACGGGGAAGAUGAUACCGAUGAUUUUGAGGGUGUUGAGAUGAAAGACGGUGACGCCGAGUCAGACGGUGAGCUCGGAGCAGUGGGCGGAUUGGACUGUGGUGUAGGAACAGACGGACGGGUGGGUGACGAGAGUUACUGGGUAGAGCUCAAUGAACUGAUCCAGGAAACCGAGAAGGACCGGGUCAGUCUCAGAGAGGUAGCGCCGCUCCCUGUCAGCAACGGUUUCCAUCAUACAGCAGGUGAUCACAGUCAAAUGAGACCACGUGAGCAGAUGGAUCUGAGUAGAUCUCCGCCCAGGCGCUCGGACACCCACAGGUCUUCGGACUUCAGGCCUGUGAUGCCCUAUCUUUCCAUGCCUAAUAUAGUAACACCCCGAGAGCCUUCCGGCCCCCAUCCUCCGCCGUUACCCAUCCACCUGCCUCUACCCAUGCCUCUCCCAAAUCUGGAACCCUACAACGUGCUCCAGCACCUGCCUUUGGAGAUUGAAGACCGGUGGCUGGAGAGGAAACUGCAAAAUCUGCAGGUACUCAGAGGGAUGAGUGUGUUUACAUUUAAUGGGCGCAGGGCUCUGAUGUCCGACCCCUAUCUGUUCAGAGCCAAAAUGGAGGACAAGUCGGUGGACACCUCUGACCUGGAGGUAACCGACGAUCCGCUGGGGCUCCAUGGGAUCGACCUGAUAACGGCCGCGCUGCUCUUCUGUCUCGGUGACUCGCCCGGCGGCCGCAGCAUUUCGGACAGCAGGUUUGUGGACGGUUACCGCGUCGACUUUGGUACCCAGACCUUCUCCUUCCCCUCAGCCAUCCUGGCCACUAGCACCACGGUCGGGGACAUUGCCUCAGCGUCGGCCUGCGAUCACGCCAGCCCGCAGCUCUCCAACCCCAGCCCCUUUCACACCCUUAGACUGGACCUGGUGCUGGAGUGCGUGGCCCGCUACCAGACCAAGCAGCGCACCAUGUUCACCUUCGUGUGCGGACAGCUUUUCCGCAGGGACGAGUUCUCCUCGCAUUUCAAGAACGUCCACGGCGACAUCCACGCCGGGCUGAACGGCUGGCUGGAGCACCGUUGCCCCCUGGCGUACUAUGGCUGCACCUACUCUCAGAGACGCUUCUGUCCCUCCACGCAGGGCUCCAGGGUCAUUCACGACCGACACCUGGGCUCGUUCGGCGUGCAGCCGGGCAUGCCCCCACGGCUCGGCGAUAAAAGCCUCCCCAGGAACACAUGUCGGUUCGGCAGCGCCUGCGACCACCUGAGCUCCCUGCCCUUCGAGGUGCUCCAGUAUGUGGCCAGUUUCCUGGAUGGCUUCAGCCUGUGCCAGCUGUCCAGGGUCUCCCGCACCAUGAGGGAUGUGUGUGCCAGCUUGCUGCAGUCCAGAGGAAUGGUGGUGCUGCUCUGGGAGAACACGAGGCGGGCCGACGGUGCCUCCUCAUGGCAGAUCCAAAACAAGGUGUGGCGCUUCAGCACGGCCUUUGGUACGGUGAACGAGUGGAAGUUUGCCAACAUCGCCAGUAUGGCGGACCAUCUGAAGAAGUGCACGUUUAACACGGUCACCCGUCGGGAUGAUGCCGUCCCUCUACCCUGCAUGUGCUUCACCAGAGAGCUCACCAAAGAGGGACGCUCUCUACGAUCAGUCCUCAAGCCAGUGUUAUGAUUGACCUUGUGACAGGGUUGGACUCCAUGGGUAUGUUUGAAUCGGCACCCUGUUACCAAAAGUAGUGCACUCUGUAGGGAAUAGGGUGCCAUUUCAGACGCCGCCCAUUUCCAAUUCGGGAAAGUUCUUGUUAUGGAAUUACCGGAAUUUUACGGAAAUUAGAUUGAGCCUUACCCUGCUCUAAAAUAAGCAAAUACAAAACGCUGCUCCAUUUUUAUUCACUCUUGACAGAAAGAGCCUGAAUGUUUUUCAAUGCAAACUCUUUGUAAUUUCAUAUUGUUCCCAAUGUACUGAAAAGAUAAUUUAACUUUUACAUACUCUGUCAAUGUGUAAAUAAAACAAAUGUUUUGAUGUACUUUUUUAAAUUUUUAUAUGAUCAUCAUUGAGUAACUUCAUUCAGUACUGUGUCGUGUUGAUUAUGAAAGAAAGUGAGGCCUUAACUUAUGAUAAACACUUGAUUUCUGGUCAAAGCAGGUUUCUGAAGAUGGUCUUUUGAUAGGGAGAUUUCUCAGUGACCCCCAGAGUGACUUAUUGUCUUGCACGCUUUUGGUGAUCUUUAUUGAGUUAGAGAAUGUAAGUACUUUUAAUCUGCAUUUUAAGAUUCAGACCAAACUUAAAAUGUUCACACUACAGGCCAUUCUUAUCAGAAUGGAACAUUUAGCAUGUUGCUAGAAAAAACUAUACUAUCAGACUAUACAAGAGUGUGGGCUGGAUAAAUUAGGGUUGAUUUGGUCAGAUGUCUUUUCCACACUUCUGUUCCUCAUUUGAGAAAAAUGGUACUUCUGUGAAAACCAUUUGUGUGAAAUCUGGUUAUGUAGAUGAAGCCCAGGGAAUCCUGCAGGUCAGUGAUCGUGGGCAUACCAUUCUGGUAAAGAGUUAAGUAUUUCAAUUAAUCCGUUGAUCGUUCUCUAGUCUACAAGUUGUGUUUUUAUCUUUUUCUUGUGGCACUACAUAACUGUGUUCUGGUGUUGCCUGCCGUGUCUCAGGGUUUGUAAGGCCUCAAAUGGCCCCCCUAUGCCCUAGUAUACUACUUAUGACCAGAGCCUGUGGAGGGGGUGAUUUGAGACACAGACGUCACGCUGCAUCAAUAUGUUCUGGCUAUUACUUGUACUGUAUUGUCUGGUUAACACUACAGGGCCCAUCCAAACCGUACUGUACAGCCUGGCUUAGCUUGGUUUGGGUCUGUAGUGUGAAUCUGGCUGAUUUAAUCUACAAGUCUCCACAUGGAACAGUCACUUUAUUGUCAUGGUUAAAAAGCGUGGGUAGUCAUAGGAUGAUAAACCGUUCAGUAUUAUGUUUUAUUUCAGUGUUGGUACUGGCCCAUUCAAUUCCUCAGUAGAUCAUAUAAUUAUCAAUAACCUACCUUCAUUUGACUUGAUUUUCUCUGGUUUUACUAUUAAUUGAAUACCUGUUCAGAUAACCUGUUCAGAAGUGUGUACAUGAUUAAAUUAUUAUUUCAAAGAUGGUUGUUCCGAUUGGAGUUCAGUAUAAUAGCGGCUUGUAGGUUGACGUUGGUGAAGAUCACAUUCCUGGUAAACACGGUAUACUGUAUGUCGGCUUAAUUGGAAAUCACCUCUGAAUGGAGCAUUGUCAACGAACAAUGGUCAGAUUUUUCCAGACUUAAUUUAGGGGUCAGAUUGUGUUGUAGAAAUGAAAGGCCAAAGUUGGAUCCUACUGUUUGCAUCUGUUAUCUUCAAAUGGAAGUAGAAGACUAACCGUUUCUUUAUUUGAACUUUUCUCAAUCCCUGUACUGUUGUUUCGUGUUAUAUUUUUUUGUUUGGGGGGGGGGGGGUCGGGGGUCGGGGUCGGUGCAAACUUUGCAUUAUUGUAAAGCUGAUUAACACCCCGGAUGAAUAGUUUCAAAUGUUUUGAUAUGGUGAAAGCAUUGACGAGUGUUUUAGGUUUGACGCAUAUUUUAAAAGUUAUUAAUGGAGGGAGUGUGUUUUAUCUGUUUUUAUUUGUAUUGUCAGAACUCUCAACUUGUCUUUUUUGUAUUCAUUCAUGCAACCCUUUAGUAGAUAUUUUAUCAUCUGAUGUCAUUUUUUUAUGACAUUUGUGAUGAACAUGCCACCUUCUCAGAGGAUGCUAUGAUUUCACCCAUUAAUCAUCCCCACAUUAUAACCUGGUCCCAGAUCAGUUUGUGCUUUAACUAGUAAUGAGUGUAGCGGUUGACAAAAAGUAUCUAACAGCUCUGGGACCAGGCCAGCCAUGUUUUGGCUUCAGUCAGAUUUAUUUCCCCAUAUUUUUCCUGCAUGCGUGUGAAAAGAUGUAACACAAUCAUUCUUAAAUGUAAGGCUGUUUCCCCUACAAUAACCGGCUUGGUGUGUAUUUAGCUUGCAUACACUGGGCCUCCGUAGCUUUGUCAUAACUUUUUGUAUUUUAUUUGUCUUACUACAUUUGUUUGGUAGCUUCUGCAACAAUCAGAUCACACAAAGGUUUUACUUUAAACUAGGUGUCUUACAAGUGUUCUACAAUGUUUUGUUUCUUGUCUUAGUGGCUCAGUUGUAUAAUGGUCAUUCACAUAUUGUGUAUAAUCAACAGCAUUUUCAUCACCAAUAAAAGCUUGUUUUCAUUCUUA